AUGGAGAAGGUUCUGAUGAAAAUGGAAGCUGAUCCUCUGCUAAUUGAUUGGAGUUCUUACGCAAUUGCUGCAAAGGGGUACCUGAAAGCUGGUGAUAUAGAAAAGGCUAACAAGUCAUUGAAGAAAUGCGAGCAUAGACUCAUGGGGAAAAGGGAAAAGCUUGGUAUUGACAUGCUCAUUACUCUCUAUACUAGUAUGGGAAACAAAGAUGAUGUCUAUCGUAUAUGGAAUAAAUACAAGAAAAAAGUUAAGCGUCACAAUUCAAGUUAUCAUUGUAUGAUACGUGGACUAGAAAAUCUUGAUGGAGCAGAGGAGAUAUUUGCUGAGUGGGAAACAAACAGGUUUAAUGUUGAUUGGAGUUCUUACGCAAUUGCUGCAAAGGGGAACCUGAAAGCUGGUGAUAUAGAAAAGGCUAACGAGUCAUUGAAGAAAUGCGAGCAUAGACUCAUGGGGAAAAGGGAAAAGCUUGGUAUUGACAUGCUCAUUACUCUCUAUACUAGUAUGGGAAACAAAGAUGAUGUCUAUCAUAUAUGGAAUAAAUACAAGAAAAAAGUUAAGCGUCAGAAUUCAAGUUAUCAUUGUAUGAUACGUGGACUGGAAAAGUUGGAUGAUCUUGAUGGAGCAGAGGAGAUAUUUGCUGAGUGGGAAACAAACAGGGUACACUUUGACAUUCGAAUUCCAAACUUGCUCAGAAUUGCUUACUGCAAGAAGGGUCAUAUGGACAAGGCUAUAUCAACCAUAGAGCAACUCGAGGAGAGUGGGAAGCAUCCCAAUGGAAGCACAUGGAAUCGUCUGGCACUCGGUUAUUGUGUACAAAAUGACAUGGACAAGGCAGUGGAUACGAUGAAGAAAGCAAUCUUGGCUAGUCAGCCAGGGUGGAAACCUCACUUUCACAGUCUGGCUUCCUGUGUGAAGUACUUGCAAUCAAAAGGAGAUACUCAAGGAGAAGAAGAGCUUAAAGAUUUACUUAGAGUACGAGGUCUCUGCUCGAAAAAAUUUGAGAGAGGUUUAGAUAAGUAUAUUGAAUUUGGAAAUCGCAAGAGUGAGGCAUACUCUACAUUUCUGGUAAGAAUGGUGAAACUUGUUCAACAAUCAUGGUGGAAAUUCAGGACUUGUUUUCUUAGGGUUUCUUCUUCAUAUUCUACAGAAACUGAAACCCUAGCCUCCUUAUUUUUGGCUAAUAAAGAUGAACAAUGUUUAAACCCCUUAACCUCGUCUCCAAAGAAUGCUCUGUACAGUAGGCUACUCUAUUUGACACGCUCUAAGGAGUCCGUCAUAUCAGUACUGGACAAAUGGGUUACUGAACAAAAUCCCAUUAAGUAUGAAGACCUACAGAUUAUCGUCAGACAGUUUCGAGCUUACCGUCGCUACAAUCAUGCCCUUCAGAUUUUUGAGUGGAUUAAGAAGUCCAAGGAUUUUGAUAUAUCGCCUAGAGAUUUUGCAGUCGAACUUGAUUUAGUAUCAAAAGCCCAUGGUCUGGAAGCCGCAGAGACAUAUUUCACUAGCAUUCCAGAUGAUUUAAGAACCUACCAGGUAUAUGGCGCUCUCUUGAAUUGCUAUGCUGAUGCAAAGGUCUUAAAAAAAGCAGAAGAUACCAUGCAAAAGCUGAAAGAGUUGGCCUAUGCUGGCACAGUAGCAUACAAUGUUAUGAUGACCCUUUAUGCUAAAUUGGGAUAUCUUGAGAAGCUACAGUCACUUAUGCUAGAGAUGGAAGACAAGGGAAUUUCUGGUGAUGCAAUUUCCUACAAUAUCCUCUUAAAUGCUUAUGCAUCUGUUCCCGAUGUUACGGAGAUGGAGAAGGUUCUGAUGAAAAUGGAAGUUGAUCCUCUGCUGAUUGAUUGGAGUCCUUACACAGUUGUUGCCAAGGGAUACUUGAAAGCUGGUGAUAUAGAAAAGGCUAGUGAGUCAUUGAAGAAAUGUGAGAAUAGACUCAAGGGGAAAAGAGAAAAGCUUGGUAUUGACAUGCUAAUUACUCUCUAUACUAGUAUGGGAAAGAAAGAUGAUGUCUAUCGUACAUGGAAUAAAUACAAUAAAAAAGUUAAGCAUCACAAUUCAAGUUAUCAUUGUAUGAUACGUGGACUAGAAAAGUUGGAUGAUCUUGACGGUGCGGAGAAGAUAUUUGCUGAGUGGGAAACAAACAGGGUACACUUUGACAUUCGAAUUCCAAACUUGCUCAUAAGUGCUUACUGCAAGAAGGGUCAUAUGGAAAAAGCAAUAUCAAUCAUAGAGCAACUCGAGGAGAGUGGGAAGCAUCCCAAUGGGAGCUCAUGGAAUCGUCUGGCACUCGGUUAUUGUGUACAAAAUGACAUGGAGAAGGCAGUGGAGACGAUGAAGAAAGCAAUCUUGGCUAGUAAGCCAGGGUGGAAGCCACACUUCCACAGUUUGGCUUCCUGUGUGAAGUACUUGCAAUCAAAAGGAGAUACUCAAGGAGAAGAAGAGCUUAAAGAUUUACUUAGGGUGCGAGGUCUCUGCUCGAAAGAAUUUGAGAGGGGUUUAGAUAAGUAUAUUGAAAUUGGAAAUCGCAAGUCCGAGGCACUUAAUGAAACAGACCUUGAGGAUACUUGUUGACAAUAGUAGGAAAAAACUAUGUCACUGGAUGUCGGAUUAUACGUUUCUCUAAAUUUUUAUCAUGAUCACUAAUCAAAACUUUCUAAUGCCUUUUAUUAAUUGGAGUUUUCAAUUGCUGCAUCUAAAAGAAUGAUCUUUGGCUCUGUUGUAUAG
This is a messenger RNA of Solanum stenotomum, 2721 nucleotides long. RefSeq names its product pentatricopeptide repeat-containing protein At2g20710, mitochondrial-like. Gene Ontology annotation, cellular component: mitochondrion. Gene Ontology annotation, molecular function: protein binding. NCBI's taxonomy places the organism in Eukaryota, Viridiplantae, Streptophyta, Magnoliopsida, Solanales, Solanaceae. The coding region runs from base 1 to 2568 and encodes 855 amino acids. The transcript is spliced from 4 exons. The record is from RefSeq and is a predicted model, not a curated record.